UAAAACAACAUUAAAAUAUAUAAAAAAAUAAGUUCUUAAAAUACAUGGAAAAUCAAAUAAAUAAAUGUUAAUAAAAUAUAGAAAGCCAAAUAAUUAAAAAAGUAAAAACAAAAAUUUAUAGUUCAUUGAGGAAAAAUUUAUCAUUAUAAGAAAAAAAAAAUAUAAAAUUCAACACCACCGCGGAGGCGGGGGCACAUACAACAAGAUGAGAUCAAAUCGAUGAGAAGUACGAACAACGAUGUAAAAGACACAGUAAGAAGGCAAGAGAAAAAAGCAAGAAGAAAAAAUAUGAAAUGUGAACAACAUACAACAACACAAAGAUAAAAUUAAAAAAAAAAAUACGUGCAAAGUUUUUGUUGUUGUCUUCUACUACUACUACUACUUAGUAAUUCUCCACUAAAUAAGAUUGUUGUUGUUGUAAUUGUUAUUUUUUAUUAGUGCACAGCCCUGGGAGGAGUAAAAACAGAAGAAGAAAACGAAAAGAAGUGAAAAAAAUGAAGUGAAUUUUUUAUUAUUGUAUAUUUUAAACAACAAAAAGUGAAUAAAAAAUAAAGCUACAAAGUCAAAAGCAGUGAAUAAAAUAAAAUAUUUCUUUAAUUUUGCCAAUUAAUUGAAAUAUAAAUAAAUUAAAAUAUACAUACAUAUACAAACAAAAUUAUCCACUAAAGAUAAAGUGCAUAGAUUUAUUUUCUACUUUAUGUGGUGUGGGCCAACGCGAUUUAAAAUUUUUGCAAUUUAAUAUCCCGUUAAGAAGGAAAAAAUACAAAAAUAGGAUUCAUUGUUUUCUUCUUCGUUUAUGUGGUUUACUAGGGUGCUAUAUCAAGCAGUCAUUCAACCGAAAAUUGAUUUUUUUUGGCAUUUGGAGUAAAAAGCUUUUAAUGUUUAAACGCUGAGCAGAAUUUUCCCAAAACCAUCAAUAUUGAGAUUUCAACAACAAAAUGCCACUGCCCAAACGUUCAAUUGAGCCGGUGCAUGUGGCCCGUUCUGUUUACCAGCAGGAUGAAUUACAAUCGGUAGAAUUAGAAACAGUCACAAAUACAACGCUAACAAAUAUCAUACGACAAUUGUCAUCACUGUCAAAACAUGCCGAAGAUGUGUUUGGUGAGUUGGCACGUGAUGUGGGCAAUAUUGGUGAUCGUGCCAAUUCGCUGCAGGCACGCAUCGAUCGCUUAGCCAUUAAGGUAACACAACUGGACAGUACCGUGGAGGAAGUGCCCCUAACGGACAUAACACGAAAGAAAGCUUUUAAAUCUGCCAAAAAUUUCGAUCAGCAAAUAUUUUCACGAGCCACUAUGCCAGCGCCAAUGCUGGAAACGUAUGCACAAUGUGAUAAACCACCGCCACUGGAUAAACUGAACGUUUAUCGAGAUGAUGGAAAAGAUGGUCUUAAAUUCUAUACAGAUCCUAAUUAUUUCUUUGAAUUGUGGCGUCAGGAGAUGCUUAAGGAUACGGAACGUGUUAUGCACGAUAAGGGCAAGAAAAUGCAUCGGCCACGACAGGAUGGCGGCGCCAGUGGACGUGGUCAUAAGAAACGAGUGCGUACACCCCACAAUACACGAGAGAAACAACGACAAAUUGCUAUCGGUCAUGGUGAAACUUUAAUGCCAAAUAAUGUUAUUUAUCGAACACCAAAUUCUGUGGUCAACGAGGAAGCCGGUUAUGGCGGUAGCAAUGUUAAACCUUAUAAUAUGCUUUCACAUUUGGAAAAUAACAGUAAUCUGGCGAAGCAAACUGCUGUUGCCAUUGCAGGUAUGGGCAUUUACGAGACACGACCAGCACGACCCAAUUCCAUCGAGUUGCGACGCAGUUAUCAAUCAGAACAAAUUGAUGGUGUUUAUGGACCGUUAUCGCCACAAACCGCUGCUAAUAUGAUGACGAAUGCCCAAGGUGGCAGUCAGUAUGCUACGACAGCAUAUGCUGCCAAUGGCAUGCAUCCGUCACAGCAAAUUCAGCAGCAUCAGGGCAUGGCUGGCAUGCAGCAUCAUCAGCAACAACAGUCACAUCUGCAGCAACAACAGCAGCAGCAACAAAUGUACGACGAUGCUCUCUAUCAUCAAUCGCAUGCAUUGUAUGGACAAACCGGUCAAGGUCCAAUGUCGCCCGAGCCGAUAUACGCUCCCGGCACACCAUCACGUACCAAACCGCGUCCCUCACAACCACCACCGGCACCACCAUCCAAUGGCAGUGGCGGUGGUACACCAACAGCUUCCAGCGCAAAUACACCUACUCGGGGUCGCAGUAUGUCUACAAGUCGUGAUGCUCUGCCACCACCGCCUCCCAUACCAGAUGGUAUGAUCAAUACAACUUCACCGUCACAAAUGUUGGCUCAAUUGAAUGGUGGCGGCAGUGGUCAUAUUGCAGCGAAAUUAUUGGCACGUACCAAUAGUACAUCGAGAGCUGGCUCUCCACAAUUGGCACCAAGCAACAGUGUCCAGGAUGCAAAUGCCUUGGUAAUGGCACAAUUAAAUAACACAAUUAAUAGUUUCAACAGUAUGACAAUGGGUGUUGGUAUGCAGCAAAUGACUUCGUUGAAUGAUUUGCCACCACCACCGCCGGUGCCUGAUCAGCACGAACCAAAGUUAUCGCCACCAAAUGCGGCGCCACCACCACCUCCUCCUCCACCACCACUGGACGAGAACGGUUCAUCGCCGAUUAACCAAGGACCACAUCAAAUUAUGCCAAAAUCAUUGCCAAAUGGUGAUAUUCAAUCCAACGGAAUGAUGGGUGGACCAAAACCACAGCCUAAGAAAAUAUUACCACCAAUUUACGAUACAAGAUCCGAUUUAAUGAAGGCCAUAAGAGAUGGAAUAACACUACGCAAAGUGGAAAAAUCCGAACAAAAAGAAAUUGAACGUAACACUGGCCUUCAUGAUGUGGCCUCUAUUUUAGCUAGACGUGUUGCAAUAGAACUUUCCGAAUCCGAAGACUCGGACAGUGAUGACGAUAGUGAGGGUUGGAUGGAACCAAAUGAAACUUCUGCUUGAUCCCUUAUGUCUUCUUUAAUACCUGAAAAAAUCAAAAAGAAAAAGUAAAUUUAAUGGAAAAAACUACAAUAGCAUUUGUUUAUGUUUCAUGUAUGUAACGCUACAUGUGAAUAGUGCAUUUGAAAAUAGCAACUAGUUAAAAAAAAAUGAAUGUCUUUAACAACCUUUUCCUCUUUAACCAACAAAAAAAACCAGACACUCUUCCUCUCUUAACAAAAAGCAACACAAAAUAUUAAUUAAAUAAAUAAUAACAAAAAAACCGAAUGAAUAUUUAGAAUCAUGUCUUGAAAAGAAAUGUUUUUUUAGCAGUCAUUAAUCAUAUUAAAAAACAAAUAUUAUUAUUUUUAAAUUAUUGCUGUAAAAGCAAAAAAUUAAAAGCAAAUGAAACGAAAAUAAAGUUGAAUAAAGUAAUGAAAAGUAAUUGAUAUAAACUUCUUUAAGAAAAAUAACAAUAAUAGUAACAACAACAACAAAAAGUUAAUCAAAACAAAAAAUAACAACAAAUUUAAUAUUCAUAUAGAUAUUUCUUUUAAAAGAAAGAGUAAUAUGUAUUACAAUAAUAUAUUAAUAAUAAUAAUUACACAACUAUAUAAAAUAGUAAUAUUAAAUUAACUUUUGUAUAUAUAAAAAAAUAAUAAAUUUAAAAUAAAAAUCGUUAAUUUUUUAUAUAAAUAUAAUAAUAAACAAAAACACAGAUAUACAUAAAUUAUUAUUAAUAUAUAUUAAAAACAUUUAAAAAAAAACUUAAAAAUAAACAAAUUUUGCUCUAGUAUUUAUAAAUUGUAUUUAUCCUACAAUUUUCUUUUUAUAUAUUAAA
Messenger RNA from Calliphora vicina (urban bluebottle blowfly), 3801 nucleotides. RefSeq names its product wiskott-Aldrich syndrome protein family member 3 SCAR (gene SCAR). Bases 939 to 2984 code for a protein of 681 amino acids. Gene Ontology annotation, molecular function: actin binding; Arp2/3 complex binding; protein kinase A regulatory subunit binding. NCBI's taxonomy places the organism in Eukaryota, Metazoa, Arthropoda, Insecta, Diptera, Calliphoridae. The transcript is spliced from 6 exons. Gene Ontology annotation, cellular component: SCAR complex; cytoskeleton. The record is from RefSeq and is a predicted model, not a curated record. Gene Ontology annotation, biological process: positive regulation of Arp2/3 complex-mediated actin nucleation; actin cytoskeleton organization.